CGAGAACUUGUGUGCAUUGUUGCGUAAAUGUUGGUUGCAGAUUGCGAGUACGCAAGUUCCUCGACACUCUUCACCCAAUUCUGCAUCUCUUGUUCUUCUUCCCUUGAAAUCCCUCUUUGGUGAAGUGGGUGGGCGUGAGAUCUCGGGUUGGGGUGGAAUGGCAAUGUCGCAAGGGUUCGCAAUCGAGCUAUACUUGGAUCCAGCGUUGGAGAAUCAGGUUCUGAAGGCAUGGAACGUCAUGGCUCGGAGACAAAUAAGCACUCAACUAAUCGAAAUAGAGUCUCGUCCUCACAUCACACUCUUCUCUUCUCCGUUUCUAGAACCUUCCAAACUAGAAUCCAUCGUCAAAACCUUCGCCUCCAAACACGACCCUUUCCCUCUCUCUUUCUCUUCCAUUGGCACUUUCUGCAACGACAACAACGUUCUCUUUCUCGCCCCCACCCCUUCCCUUUCACUCCUUCAGUUCCAGUCUCUGCUCUGCGACGCUAUCAAGAAAGAAGGCGUUGAGGUUUCUGAUGAUUACGCCUUCAAUUCUUGGAUUCCCUAUUGCUCCGUUGCCGACCAGGUUCCCAAAGCAAGGAUGCCUGAAGCUUUCUCCGUCUUGCGAGACCUCAAAUUGCCCGUUUCCGGUUACGCCAUUGAUAUUGGACUCGUUGAGUUCUCUCCGGUUCGAGAACUCUUCUCCUUCGUUCUUGGCAACACCGUUGACUCAUGAGAGUUGAGAUACAAGCUCAGAAGUGCUUGCUGGUGUGUUGGACCUCUACAAAUUCAUAUGACUGACAACAUAAUGUUCAGUUUUUCUUGUUGACUAUCUGGAAUAGAAUGAAAUAGGUCAGCAUCCAAUGCUGAUUCUGAAUGAUUGAGUCCAUAAAUUUUGGUGUACUUUGACUCUUUUUUUACCUUAGAUUUUCUCCGGGCAGUUGUCUCUGGUCCACUAUAUUACCCUGUAUGUUUGGGGGUAUAUGAAAUCUAUUAGUAGCACUGGUGCUUGUAUUUUCAUAUGGGAAUCGCUGAGUAAUGCUACAUACACUAGUGCAUAACUGUUAAUAUGACUGCAUGAGUAAUUGUUUCUACCGGAGAUUCUCUCUUUUAACUUUUUUACUUUUUCCAUUUAUUAAACUCUGACGCAGACACAUUAACAGUUGUGACUUUGACGGGUUGUGCUGAGACAGCUUGUGUAAAUAGCUUUUCUCAUAAAUCCCCAUCAUUUCUGGGAUGGGGGGUAGUUUGAAACUGUGCCUUAAGUGUUGUAACUCCCUGUUUUGUAUGUUUACAAUCGCAGUUCUUUAGUAGAUGGCAGUCUUUUUAUUUCUUGCCCGUCUUUGUAGUCUGGCAGUUCCCCAGCCAUUUGCAUUGGUCUUUAAGUUGCUCCACUACAUGCCUUGCGUCCUUUUACCUUUCUUUAUUUUGGUUUUUUCCUUUUACACCGCCCUUUUUUUAACCACACCACGUUACAAAAACCGGAAGGGCAACUACCUCUUAUUCUUGUUACAUGUUAUAGCCGUAUACUUUUCUCUUUGUAGAUGUAUGAGAUACAUUGUAGAAUUUCCCAUUCUUUUCCAUUAUUAAGCUUGCAAAUUUGUAGAAACCUUAGAGGUUGUACUCCAAAAUUCUCGAUAUUUUACCUGUUUUUGAAUGUGAUACUACAUACACCAAAAUGU
Molecule: messenger RNA, 1661 nt
Organism: Abrus precatorius (Indian licorice)
Lineage: Eukaryota; Viridiplantae; Streptophyta; Magnoliopsida; Fabales; Fabaceae
Exons: 2
Coding region: 158-715 (185 amino acids)
Source: RefSeq, a predicted model, not a curated record